AUGGCAACAUCUUUGGAGGAGCUUCUUGCAAAGGAAGGUUUUAGAGGAGGAAGUUCAGCGACAAGGGAAAGACCUUCCUUCAAAGCAGAAGCUGCAAGUAUGCCUCGUUGCCCUUUUGGAGACCAGGGCAAAAGAGACUCCCGGUCUGGUUCUUCUAUCCGUAGAGUUAAGACUGAAAGGACAAGAUCUGAUGUUACUACGUAUACUUUGAGAGGUGAAUCACCAGGAAGUAAUGGUAGUUUGAGUAGGAGACCGAGGGAUGAUCUGGUUAGAAGAGAAAAAAUAGAUUCAAGAUUGAAGACAGAACAUCGCCGCAGAGACUCGAAAUAUGUGCAAGAAGAUAAGACAGUGAAGGUUGAAACGUUGGAAGAUGUCAAGGGGAGUGAGAUAGUUGAGGUUGGCGUGGAAGAAAAUGAGAGAUAUAAGGAUAUAUACUCUGAUAAAGCCUAUCAUUCAGAGAGAAAGGAAAGAUCAUCGAAAGGUAAUGGGAGCACGGAGAGGUACAGAGAGAGGAAAGGAAAGCAAAAGAAAGUAUGUGAGAGAGGUUGCAGCAUUUCUAAUGAAAAUUUGCUAAAACACGCAGGAUUUGGCAAUAACAACAGGAAAAGUGUGGACCGGUUUGAAGCAGCUUAUGAAAGUGUUGAUCAGCCUGAGGCAGCUUAUGAAAGUUCGGUUAGAGGCUCAAAGAAAGCCAAAGGCUUUGCAGAUGAUCAGAAACCAAAGAAUGAGAAAAGUGCAUCAGCAGUUCCUGAAAUUGCUCUUGAUGAAGCUGCCGUUAAAGCCGUAAUCUCCAUCUUAAAUGGUUAUAUCAAGCGUUUUGUCAAAGACCCAGAAUUCCGGACCACGCUUCGUUACAAUUGUUUCUCUUCACUUGCUUUUAUUGAAAAAGAAGGAGGGGACAGUGUAGAGAUGAUGGCCAAGGUCAAUCUUGAACAAGCUAUUGCAAAAGUGGAAAAUGCUGCCGAGGCUGCUGCAAGGUCAAAAGAUUUGAAAACAGCUGCCUUGCAACUUAGUGUCAUCACAGGUUUGAACUCACAUGAUCUGAAAGAUGAAUAUACAUCAGGAACUCCAAAUUCUAGGUUGUCGGCUUGUGCUCAUAUCUAUCUCAGUGUGAUAUAUAAGCUACAAAAGAAGGAUAAGGCUUCAGCUAAGCGUCUGUUGCAAGUUUUUUGCGACUCUCCUUUUCUGGCAAGAACACUUUUGUUGUCUGAACUGUGGGACUAUCUAUUCUUCCCUCAUCUUUCACAUUUGAGUGCUUGGUACAAACAAGAGGCAGAUGCUUUAUUCAAUACGCCAAGCAAGAUUACCAAACUUAAGUUUCUUGAUAAAGUUUAUAAUGAAAUUCUGGAUUCUUGCACUUAUCAAUUUGCAGUUUACUACAAGGAUUGGCUCACAGAGGGGGCUGAAGCUCCUUCUAUUCCUUCUGUUGAAAUCCCUUUCGUGUCAAGUUUGCAAGAUCAUUCUUCAGGACCAGCUAGUCCAUCUGCUCCUUUCUCACCCCAGCCAAUGGUGAGUAAGAAAUUAUAUGAUGCUGUAUUCAGACGUUCAAGUAAACCUAGAGUUUAUGAGGCUGAAGACAAUGGGAAGGAAGAUAACUUCAAUAAUACUGCAAGUAGCUCUGGUUCUUCUCCUAUCGAAGUCAAACAAACAUUGACAAGCUCUUCCAAAAUGGUUACAUAUCCUGGUCAAGAUAUAGAAAACCAUUCCCCUGAGAACGUACAAGAUGAUGCAUGCAUUCCUGAUAACCGGCUCUUAACAGCAUCUAACACAGAAUGGGAGUUGGUUGAAGUGAGUGUUUCACCAGACACAGAUUGUAAUGAUGACAUUUGCAACUCUAGUGCAUGGCAAGAAUCUGCAGGAGAUCUUCAUAUGCUAAAUUCAUCAUCACAUACAACAGCAAAUGAGCUAACCCUCAAGACCCUAGCAAAAUCUGUUUUCGAACUACAUCGAACUGAGGAUUCCGGUGAUCUCACUGUUUCAGACCUUUCACAUUCCAAAAAGGCAAUCAAUGGAAGCGCUUCUAAUGAAGGGUUAAAUGGAAGUCAUGAAUAUUUUGACGAAGGAUCCAUUUUUGAUAGCAUUCCACAGGACUUUGUUUGCCCUCUCACCGGACAGUUGUUUGAGGAUCCAGUGACCCUGGAAACUGGUCAAACCUUUGAGGGACAAGCCAUCAAGGAAUGGUUUGAUCAGGGAAACAAAACAUGUCCAGUAACAGGAAAAACUUUAGCAUGUCCAACUGUGCCGCUUACAAACUUUAUUUUGAAGCGUGUCAUCGAUAGUUGGAAGUUGGAGCUUUGUAAUAAUCUAUUGGCUUUGGCAUCUCAAAUAGUCAGGAAUUCUGAGGCAUAUGAGUCAAGACAAAGAGAUGAAGAGGGUUUGUUCAUAAUUGAGAAGCUUCUUACUUCUUUCGGUAGAGAUGAAAGGUUAACAAAUGCCAAACACCUCAUUUCUCUUGGAGUCCUAGAAUUUCUUCUUAAAAGGUUUGAAUUUGGUAAGUUGGAAGAGAAAUCACUUGUUGCAGCUCUCUUAUCAUGUUGUAUUGAGGCAGACUCAAGUUGCAGAAACCACAUAGCUGGAAAAAUCGAUAAACAAAAUCUCUUCGAGUUACUCCACAGCAAGCAAUCUAAGUGUACAAGAAAUGCUGUGGGUUUGCUGAUUGAGUUUGUUUGUCUGAGCAGGAGGAAAGAGGUUACACAAUUUGUCAGUGGCUUACCUAGUGAGAAAAUAGCAAAUGCGAUGGACAUUUUACUUCUGCAUCUUCAGAGUUCUCCAGCUGAAGAAAGACCCUUGGUCGCUGUGUUGAUUUUACAAUUGGAUCUUCUGGUCGAACCUCAGAAAUACAGCAUCUACAGAAAGGAAGCCGUUGAUGCCAUUGCAGUGGCCCUGGAAAGCAGCCUAACUGAUGAGAAGGUCCGGGAAAAGUCUUGCAGAGCACUUAUUAUUUUGGGGGGACCUUUUUCUGCUCCCAGAGACUUACAAACAGAAAGUUGGAUCCUAAAGAAAGCAGGAUUUGAUAAAAAUCAUGAGGUAAAUUCUCGAGAAGAUAAUUUACUCCUCGAUGAAUAUCUGCUGUCGUUGGAAGAUGAAGAAGAGUCCAAGGAAGACUGGUUGAUGAGCUUGUCAGAAUCAUUACUUGCGAAUGGCAAAAUGUCAAUUUUAGAGACCAUAUCAAAGUGCUUAAGUUCAAGACUCUUGGAUUUAAAGAGGGCAUGCCUAACCACCAUAGCAUGGUUAAGCUUUGGAAUCUCUUCAUUACCGGAUGCCGAGCUUCAGCUCUUUGGCUUCCCCACUCUCAUCUCUGGACUCACGGAAAUCUUGGAAGAUGAUGAUCAAAUUGAGCACCAAGCUCUUGCUUCACUGUCCUUGCUCAAUCUCAGUAAAAAUCCAGAAUGCAGGAGUUUGCUGCUGACAAUUGCAGAAGAACUUUCUGCCCCAUUGCAAAGCCUUGCUGAAGUAAUAUCGACAGCAAAAGAGCUGCAUGCCAUCAUUUCUGGAGAAGAUCCUUAG
This is a messenger RNA of Dovyalis caffra, 3507 nucleotides long. Lineage: Eukaryota; Viridiplantae; Streptophyta; Magnoliopsida; Malpighiales; Salicaceae. The record is from the annotation of a GenBank genome assembly.